UCUAAAAGUAAUAUGAUUUAUUAAAAAAAUAAAAACUCUUAUGAAGUAUUCAAUAAUAUGUAUUCGUAUGUUUUUGAAAGAACAAAUAAUCUAUAUUUAUAUUGAUUAUUAAAAAACAGAAAACUAGUUAUGUAAUAUUCUCAUAUUAUGAUGGUGAUAAUAUUUACACUUAUUAAUUUAUUUUUUUAUAAAAAGUUGCAAAAAUCCUUUUAAAAGGAAAAAAAAAAAAAAGUAAUAGCAGAGUAAAUGGCAACGAAUCAAGAAGCAGUUACUGAUCGUUUGGGAUAUAGUUAGAAAUUUGAAAUUAGGAGACAGUUAUUGCAAAACGUAUAUAAAAACCCCAUACUCAAAGAACACACCAUUAAAAAUAUCUCAGUUUCUUAUUAAUCCGACAUCAAAAGAGAAUAGCAUCACAUUAAUUCCUGUUUAUUUUUGCUGGCUUUUGAUUUGGCAACAUGGAGCAGACUGGCCAAGAUAUUGGAAUUAAAGUCUACACCGCAUCUCCUAGAAAUGACGAUAAUCCGGUAAUCACACCAUUCUCAUCUUCUUCCGUAACCCAAGCCCCUAAAGAACCGGGAAGGAAAAGGCAAGCAAUGGCAAAAGGAGUGCAAAAAACACUUUCAAAAACCUCAAUGCUUGUAAACUUCCUUCCGACAGGAACUCUUUUAACCUUUGAAAUGAUUCUUCCAUCUGUAAUCAAGAAUGGAGAGUGUACUCAUGUUUCUAUUCUCAUGCUUCUACUCCUCCUUGGCCUCUGUGCUGUUUCUUGCUUUUUCUUUCAUUUCACUGACAGUUUUAAAGGCCCGGAUGGGAAAGUUUACUAUGGCUUUGUUACACCCAAAGGGCUGGCUGUUUUCAAGCCUGGACUCGGUGUCCAAGUGCCUAAAGAUGAAAGGUAUAAAGUGGGAUUGACUGAUUUUGUUCACGCUAUGAUGUCGGUGUUGGUUUUCGCUGCGAUUGCUCUCUCUGAUCAUAGGGUGACUGAUUGUCUGUUUCCUGGACAUGUGAAGGAGAUGGAUCAAGUAAUGGAAAGUUUCCCUAUCAUGGUUGGUAUAGUCUGCAGUGGCCUGUUUCUUGUAUUCCCUAAUACUCGAUAUGGCAUUGGUUGUAUGGCUAAUUGAUUAGAAUUGCUUCUGUGAUAUUGUUUGAGAGUUUAUUGAAUGUUGUCAGUUUUGGUGUUUCCGUGUUGGUUUAUUAAAGAGUAGGGUUUGGUUCCCCAUGUAUUAUUGUUGUUUGAUUACUCUGUUCGAAAUAACACAAGGUGUGUAUUUAUUCCUUU
Molecule: messenger RNA, 1279 nt
Organism: Ricinus communis (castor bean)
Lineage: Eukaryota; Viridiplantae; Streptophyta; Magnoliopsida; Malpighiales; Euphorbiaceae
Product: protein DMP8
Exons: 1
Coding region: 456-1121 (221 amino acids)
Biological process (GO): endomembrane system organization
Source: RefSeq, a predicted model, not a curated record